Messenger RNA from Danio rerio (zebrafish), 1965 nucleotides. It is a transcript of the gene tbx22, whose product is annotated as T-box transcription factor 22. Gene Ontology annotation, cellular component: nucleus. Gene Ontology annotation, molecular function: RNA polymerase II cis-regulatory region sequence-specific DNA binding; sequence-specific double-stranded DNA binding; DNA binding. Lineage: Eukaryota; Metazoa; Chordata; Actinopteri; Cypriniformes; Danionidae. The record is from RefSeq and is marked provisional. Gene Ontology annotation, biological process: epithelium development; anatomical structure morphogenesis; positive regulation of DNA-templated transcription.
ACUGGUGCCUGUAAGGUUUAGAGCAAGAGCAUCUUCUUCCCAUUUGCAAAGCGAUGAGUUCGACUGUUUAGACUUUAAGAGGAUGAGAAAUGAACAGGUAAAAUGUAAAGAGAGCAGAGAAAGAUGUGAUAUGUCGAUCAGAACUUUGAGGAAACUUUAAGACUCCUGUCAGAAUGCAGUCCAUCACGCGACAAGUGGAUCAUACUUCAGGAAACCGCUGCAAGAAGAUGAAGGUGGAAAAUAGGGAGAAUGAGAGUUUGCAGGAUGUCUUGGAGUAUGACAGUGACACACUGAGAAGAACUUUAUUUGACGCACAGGGUUAGUGCAGCAUAAUAGUUUGAGGGGGAAACAUUACAGCAAUAUUCGGCAGUUAAAUCGUUUAUAUUGAACUCUGCAUUUCCAUUUGUGUAUUUUUUUCGAUGGCUUGUGAAGAUCUGAGAAAAAGCGCGAAGGAAAGAAAACCUGCAGGAGCUGAAGCUGUGAGGAAAGUUCGUGUGGAUCUUCAAGGGUCAGACCUGUGGAAGAGAUUUUACGAAAUCGGCACAGAGAUGAUUAUCACCAAAGUUGGCAGGAGAAUGUUCCCCUCUAUUCGAGUCAAGGUGCACAAUCUGGACCCUUUACAGCAAUACUCCAUUGCUAUGGACAUCAUGCCUAUGGACUCAAAGAAAUACAGGUAUGUUUAUCACAGCUCUCAGUGGGUGAUUGCUGGAAACACAGAUCACUCCUGUAUCCCCCCUCAUCUAUAUGUCCACCCGGACUCACCGUGUUCAGGAGAGAACUGGAUGAGGCAGGUCAUCAGCUUCGAUCGCGUCAAACUCACCAACAAUGAGCUGGAUGACAGAGGCCAUAUAAUCCUGAAGUCCAUGCACAAGUACAGGCCACGGAUCCAUGUUAUUCUGCAUUGUCCUCCUGAAUGCCUGUCGAAGAGGCUUUUGUCACUCCCAGCGGAUGGUGUGUUCACCUUCUCCUUCCCCGAGACUCAGUUCACCACUGUCACAGCGUACCAAAACCAACAGAUAACAAAACUGAAGAUCGACAGGAAUCCAUUUGCCAAAGGCUUCAGGGAACGUAACGGGGCUGUGUUGGAUGGGAUUCUAGAGUCAUACUCAUGGCACAGUCCCUUUAAUGGCUUCAAAUCUUUAGCAAUGGAGCUACAAGGCAGAUGUUUUGGAUCUUCAGCGAGUGGUAUCACCCCAUCAGUGUCCUCAGCUCAAGCAGUCCAUCCCACUGCCUUCUCAAGCCCUCAGUGCUGCAAGAUACUCCCUUCAAGCUGUUUCCUCGCAUACAGAGCCUACUGCAGCAUUUGCCUCAAUAAUUACACUGGGUUGCGACCCAUGUUAGAUCUUCCCUUGCUGACUUCCCUCCCGGUUAAGAAAGGAGACAGAUGUAGGAGCCACUGGCUCUAUAAUUCAGCCGGUACUUCCAUGCAUCCUAUUCACAACACUUUAUCUGGAUGGGCCUCUGAAAAUGAAAAUACGGCAUCAGCCUUCAUGUCACCACAUAGCUACAGCUUCCCCAUCAGCCACAGAUUCUCCACUGAUACUCAUCAUUUAAAACUGGCUCACAGUGAAAGCACAGUUCUUCAAAUGCCAAUGAUUUCCUCAAUCGGGUACAGUCCCUGACAGCAAUCCUGCCAAAACACCAUGAGCAUACCUUCAAUUGCUUACAAUUGCUCAGGUACUAAAAUGUGAAUAUCUCAGUAAUGAUGUUUGUAUAAACUGUUUGUAAAUGCAAAGGUUUAUCAGUCUGUUUGAAUCUAUAAAUACUACAUUCACAGACUUUAUCAGAUGACUCUACUGUAUUUGUUAUUAUUGAGAUCCUGUUACGCUUUCAGACUUUUUGACACAAUGUAUACAUUUAAAAUUUUUAAAUUCUGCUCCAUUUUGUGAGCCAUUUGGCACAUUAAGCUUGCUUUCAAUUCUGCAAUUAUUAAACUAUUACUUGCCAUGAUAUUUAUUUUAUCUG